This is a messenger RNA of Triticum aestivum (bread wheat), 1173 nucleotides long. Its product is annotated as GTP-binding nuclear protein Ran-2. Gene Ontology annotation, cellular component: nucleus; cytoplasm. Lineage: Eukaryota; Viridiplantae; Streptophyta; Magnoliopsida; Poales; Poaceae. The transcript is spliced from 8 exons. The record is from RefSeq and is a predicted model, not a curated record. Bases 238 to 903 code for a protein of 221 amino acids. Gene Ontology annotation, biological process: ribosomal subunit export from nucleus; protein import into nucleus. Gene Ontology annotation, molecular function: GTP binding; GTPase activity.
AUCCGCCGCCCACCGCCGAUCCUGCGGCCACCAUUCCUGCGUCCAUCCAAAGCUAACCAAACCCCCGGCUCCCCGCAAAAAGAUAAAAAAAAAUCCCAUUCCCCAAAAAAAUCGCCAUAUAAACCCCCCACCCCAUCCUCCGCCUCCACGGCCUCCCCCAACUCCGAUUCGAAAUACUCCUUCCCCAGCUAGGGUUUUGCUGCCUCCGCCGCCGCCUCCCGCCAGCGUCGUCCCCCCAUGGCGCUGCCGAACCAGAACACCGUCGAUUACCCCAGCUUCAAGCUCGUCAUCGUCGGCGAUGGCGGGACUGGCAAAACCACUUUUGUGAAGAGGCAUCUCACUGGAGAGUUUGAGAAGAAAUAUGAGCCCACUAUUGGUGUUGAAGUUCACCCAUUGGAUUUCACCACUAACUGUGGAAAGAUCCGUUUCUACUGCUGGGACACUGCUGGGCAAGAGAAGUUUGGUGGCCUUAGGGAUGGAUACUAUAUCCAUGGUCAGUGUGCGAUAAUCAUGUUUGAUGUCACUUCAAGGCUGACAUACAAGAAUGUUCCUACGUGGCACAGGGACUUGUGCAGGGUGUGUGAGAACAUCCCCAUUGUCCUGUGCGGGAACAAGGUUGAUGUGAAGAACAGGCAGGUUAAGGCCAAGCAGGUGACAUUCCACAGGAAGAAGAACCUGCAGUACUAUGAAAUCUCUGCCAAGAGCAACUACAACUUUGAGAAGCCCUUCCUUUACCUUGCAAGGAAGCUGGCUGGUGAUCCCAACAUUCACUUCGUCGAAGCUGUGGCCCUUAAGCCCCCGGAAGUGACCUUCGACCUGGCCAUGCAGCAACAGCACGAGGCUGAGCUUGCGGCUGCAGCGGCACAGCCACUGCCUGAUGACGAUGACGAUCUGAUCGAGUAGAGAGAGGAUCAUGAGUCUUGUCUGUCUUAUCAAUCAAUACUUUGAGAGCCAGAGACUGUGCGAGUCGGUUUUAGGUUGAAGGCUUGAUUUGGAGUAGUCAAGCCGGAUGUUUUUCCUGUCUGCCUUGCCUUGUCUGGUGGGCUGCAAACUGUUUGUGUGACAUUGAUCUACAUCAUGUUGCUUGCCAUGGAUUUGUUGUUGGCCACCUUGAUGGUUCAUCAGUAUUAUUAUGCCUGUUGGCUCAAUGUGUGGAUCAUAUAUUUAUCUUGA